This is a messenger RNA of Fusarium coffeatum, 2832 nucleotides long. RefSeq lists its product as uncharacterized. The transcript is spliced from 2 exons. The record is from RefSeq and is a predicted model, not a curated record. Bases 1 to 2832 code for a protein of 943 amino acids. NCBI's taxonomy places the organism in Eukaryota, Fungi, Ascomycota, Sordariomycetes, Hypocreales, Nectriaceae.
AUGCGUUAUAAUAGAAUGAGGCUCGCUGUAGCCAUCUCCUUCCUUUUGGCUGCCCAGUCCGCACAGGCUGGCCCUAUGUGGACUGGCAGAGAAAAAAGAAACCCUGGCGUUUUCCUUGAUGUUAGAAUGGAAAACUCGCAAGCCCCUACUGCGGCUCACGACGGAUAUGGGUCGGACAGCGGCGAUCAAACUACGCCGCGACCCAUAUUCGAGACCCUUAACUCGACUCCCAAUCCUAACCCUCUACUUUCAAAUAGCCCGAGCGAUGACAAGAAGAACAGCCCCUACUCUGGCCUGCCUGAACCGGUCGAGGUCAUUCCUGUCCAGCCAACCAAUGAUGCUCCUCAGCCAACUAGUGCAGCUGAGCAACCUACUCAAGAAGAGCCUGUGAACAAGCCAACUUUCACCCAGAACCCUUCCGCGCCGAUUGUUACAACCUCUAUUGUUCCCAAGGAUCCUGCUACUGAAGUUCAAGCGCCAACUUCGGCGGCCGAUCAGCCUCAGUACCCACCUCCUGAGGAUAGUGCAGUACCUACUGAGUCUGGUCCGGCUACAAAGGAGAUUCCAAGCUCAGCGGGUGAGGCCCCGACCUACAAGCCAGUCAACGAGGCCACUACUGCUGCCCCCGAGGUUCCCACUACCGAGGUCGCUCAAAAGCCAGAGAACACUGAGACAAGGGUCCUCGAUUCGACUGUUGAUCUUGGUACACUACAGCCAUCAGAGGGAGAGAGUACCAAGCCAAGUGCUAUCCAAGAGACUGCAACCCCUGAAGCAACCUCUCCCGAAGCAACUGUUCCCGCAGACGAGCAGCCUCAGACUACACCCGUCGAGGAUGUGACAACCACAUUUGCGUAUCAACCAACUCCUAGCGAAUACAUCACAACGCAGGCCCCUGGCGAUACUGCAUUCCCGAUUAACCCUAAGCAUCCUUCCAACAUCUACCCCACCCCUCCUACCACACCAGUAGCAGAUGUUCCGGAGACUUCAGCUGCAGAGGCAAGUCCUACUGCUAUUACUGAGACCGUUUCUGUAGCUCAGCCCAAGGAACCGCAGCUUGAGACUACAUCCGACGCUCAACCCCAACCCGCACCAACUUCAGAGGUCGCUCAGCCUGAGAGUCAAAUUCCUGCUUCCGAACCUGUCCAACCUGGCAACCCUGCUCCUACAUCUGAGGACAAGCAGACAUACUCUCCUGUGCAGAAUCCUGGAAGCCAACAGCCUGAUGCUCCUGCAGAGACUUCUCCUAUUGCAACCUCAGCACCUAUCGAACCCCAGAAUCCUGACCCGACUCCAGAACCGGCUCAGCCCGAGACUCCCGCUACGUCUGCAAUCGAGCAACCUGAAGCCCCGGCAGAGACUUCAGUAGUCCAACAACCAUCUCCUGCUCCUUCAAAUGCUAUGCCUCAGUACCCAGGCCCUGAUUCCAACACACAGCCCGCAGCACCCGUCGGACCUUCAACUACCGCUGUAGUUUCGAACCCUUCUUCCCCUGAGACUUCGUCAGUAGAAAAGAUUGUUCCUACAGGCUCGCCAGCCAAUGGCGUGCCUACAAUCAAUACCGAAGUUCCUACAGGCACGAGUGCAAUUCCCGCUCCAGCUUACGCUAGCAACGUAGUUGAUGCUCGAAAGUACAACGAAGAUUUCGCGAAACUCACUCCUGAAACUGCGUGUACCCAGGGCCAAGCUGCUUGUAUCAACGGACAGAUGGCUCUAUGCGGUGACGAUGGCGCUUUCGAGCUUCUUUCUUGUGAAACCCAGGGAGAGAAGUGCUUUGCUCUCCCUUUGUACAACGUUGAGGGUGGUAUCAAGAUAAUCUGUGAGGAUCCUGCCACUGCGGCUAAGAUUCUUGGAGGAACCCCUGGAGGCGGUGAUGAGAACACUGCCCCUAGUAACGGAAACGAGGGCAGUCAACCAGUACCUACUUCUGCAGCUCAAGAACAACCUGAAGUUCCUGUUGUUACAAUUACCACUAUCGUUACUGUCGAUGAUGGUGCAGGCCCCGAACCUACUAGCAAGCCAGUUGAGGAGCAGCCUAGUCAACCUGCCCAGGAACAGCCAGCCCAGCCCACCGGGCCAUCCCAGCCUGUCGGCGAGCAGCCUUCUCAGCCUGACUAUCAGCAACCCAUACAGACCCAGCCUAUGCCUGAGAAGCCUACCCAGUCUGCUCCUGAACAACCAACUCAACCAGCCCCGGAGCAGCCAAGCCAACCUGUCACAGAACAGCCUGCACAGCCUAGUUCUCCGCAACCCUCUCAACCGGAACCGGAACGUCCUUCUCCACCAGCUCAGUCUCAGCCUGUUCGAGAAUCGCCAUCUCAGCCAAAUGAGGAGAAGCCUCCCCAGACCAACCCACAAGAGCCUUCCAACCCUCAACCCACCAAGGCUUAUGAGGACCUCCCACCCACAACUCCUCCUCCUGCUGAGCCAAGCGCCACCUCAGUCAAUCUCCCAGGCGGCACAACCUUGACCAAGUCCAUUAAGAAGCCUGACGAAGCCCAGCCCACUACCCCAUCAGGUGGCGAUGAUGGCGAUAAUGAUAACGAUGAUGACGGUGAUGACAAGCCUACAUCUGUAGAACUCAUUCCUAUUCCCGACAAGCCAACAAAGGCUCCUGCUCCCGCGGCCACUGAAGCCAACGCCGACAGCCAGGCUGACAAGAAGCCCGAUGCUGUUACUCGCACUGGCAAUGAUGCGCAUGCCACAACCAUCAUCGUGGACGGUACACCUACUGUAUCCGUCUACUUCACUGUGACAGUCACAGACAAGGACCAGGCUACUGUCACUGUCACUGAAAAGGAGAAGGAGACUGUUACACUCGUGAUUAGCGCCUAA